Molecule: messenger RNA, 1260 nt
Organism: Eubalaena glacialis (North Atlantic right whale)
Lineage: Eukaryota; Metazoa; Chordata; Mammalia; Artiodactyla; Balaenidae
Gene: SBDS
Product: SBDS ribosome maturation factor
Exons: 5
Coding region: 176-928 (250 amino acids)
Biological process (GO): cytosolic ribosome assembly; ribosome biogenesis
Source: RefSeq, a predicted model, not a curated record
UGCGCAGUAAGUUGCGUGGGUGUAUUGUGGCUGCAGAGUUAGUCACGGUUGCGCAGUCUGCGGGCGUUACUGUGCCGCGCGCCGCCGGGUGGUUAUAUCUAGGCUGAGUUGGUCCUCAGGCAGGCAGCGUGGGUCUGCCUUGGUUCUUCGGACCCAAGGUCUGUGAGCGGCCACGAUGUCGAUCUUCACCCCCACCAACCAGAUCCGCCUGACCAAUGUGGCCGUAGUACGAAUGAAGCGAGCCGGGAAGCGCUUCGAAAUCGCCUGCUACAAAAACAAAGUCGUAGGCUGGCGGAGCGGCGUGGAAAAAGACCUUGAUGAAGUUCUGCAGACCCACUCAGUGUUUGUAAAUGUCUCUAAAGGUCAGGUUGCAAAGAAGGAAGAUCUCAUCAGUGCGUUUGGAACAGAUGACCAGACUGAAAUCUGUAAGCAGAUUUUGACUAAAGGAGAGGUUCAAGUGUCAGAUAAAGAACGGCACACACAGCUGGAGCAGAUGUUUAGGGACAUUGCAACUAUUGUGGCCGACAAAUGUGUGAACCCUGAAACAAAGAGACCGUACACCGUUAUCCUUAUUGAGAGAGCCAUGAAGGACAUCCACUAUUCGGUCAAACCCAACAAGAGUACAAAACAGCAGGCUUUGGAAGUGAUAAAGCAGUUAAAGGAGAACAUGAAGAUAGAACGUGCUCACAUGAGACUUCGGUUCAUUGUUCCAGUGAAUGAAGGGAAGAAGCUGAAAGAAAAACUCAAGCCACUCAUCAAGGUUAUAGAAAGUGAAGACUAUGGUCAACAGUUAGAUAUUGUGUGUCUCAUCGACCCCGGCUGCUUCCGAGAAAUCGAUGAGCUCGUGAAAAAGGAGACAAAAGGCAAAGGCUCUUUGGAAGUACUCAAUUUGAAAGACGUGGAAGAAGGAGAUGAGAAAUUGGAGUGACAGUCAUCAGUCUCUUCAGCUGUCAAACACUAAAGCGUUUUCAUUUCCCACAGUCCUGUUUUCUUUCUGUGAUCUGCAAAAUAGUUGCUCAGAUGUGUUGACAUUUUCCAUCUUUGUGGCAAACAUGUACACAAAAAGACUUUCCUAAGUAAGUAUUAUAACGUGGGAUUAAUUUAGUUUUAAUUAUCAAAUGGGGUUUUAGGCAAAAGUGAAAUACAGAGUCCGGAGUAGCAUUUUGUUACUGCCUCAUGCCUUUGAGCUUUCCAGGGUGAAAGUUAUUUGAGACAACUCUUGUGGAUAAAAAAUAAAUUUUGUACAUUAUAAGAAAAUAA